This is a messenger RNA of Aspergillus alliaceus, 2052 nucleotides long. Its product is annotated as lysophospholipase catalytic domain-containing protein. Bases 1 to 1803 code for a protein of 600 amino acids. NCBI's taxonomy places the organism in Eukaryota, Fungi, Ascomycota, Eurotiomycetes, Eurotiales, Aspergillaceae. Gene Ontology annotation, cellular component: cytosol; intracellular membrane-bounded organelle. Gene Ontology annotation, molecular function: A2-type glycerophospholipase activity. The transcript has 2 exons. The record is from RefSeq and is a predicted model, not a curated record. Gene Ontology annotation, biological process: glycerophospholipid catabolic process.
AUGAAGGUUCCCCUUCUCACUUUAGCGGCGGGCUUGGCCAAUGCCGCCUCGAUCGCCGUCACUCCGCGCGCCUUCCCGAACGCUCCCGAUGGGUACAGUCCCGCUAAUGUUUCCUGUCCAUCGACCCGCCCCAGUAUCCGUGGCGCCGCCAAACUGUCCACCCCCGAACAGGAGUGGUUGCAGGUUCGUCGGAAUGAGACCCUUCAGCCCAUGAAGGAUCUGCUAGGCCGUCUCAAUCUGAGCUCCUUUGACGCCCGGCUUACAUUGACCGCCAUAAAAACAAUGCAUCUAACAUUCCUAACCCGUACAUCUAAUUCCACUGCCCGGGGACAGCUUGGAGGUCUGCUGCAGUCAGCCACAUAUCUGUCGGGCCUGAGCGGUGGUGGGUGGCUCGUAGGUUCAGUGUACAUCAACAACUUCACCACGAUUGGCGAACUGCAAGCGAGCGACAAGGUCUGGGAGUUCAAGAACUCCAUUCUCGAAGGCCCCGAUGUGAAGCAUUUUCAACUGAUCAACACGGCCGCCUACUGGAAGGACCUGGCCGAUGCCGUGAAGAGUAAGAAAAAGGCCGGGUAUAACACCUCGCUAACCGACUACUGGGGCCGCGCACUCUCCUAUCAGUUUAUUAAUGCGACCACCGAUGACGGUGGCCCCAGUUACACCUGGUCGUCCAUUGCCCAGACCGACGACUUCAAGAAUGGACGCAUGCCCAUGCCUAUUCUCGUUGCCGAUGGACGGAAUCCUGGCGAAGUACUGAUUGGAAGCAAUUCCACGGUAUAUGAGUUCAACCCAUGGGAGUUUGGCUCCUUCGACCCGUCCGUCUUUGGCUUUGCCCCCUUGGAGUAUCUCGGAUCUCGAUUCGAGAACGGCCAACUGCCCAAAGACGAAAAAUGUGUGCGCGGCUUUGACAAUGCCGGCUUCGUCAUGGGCACGAGCUCGUCUCUCUUCAACCAAUUUAUCUUGCGACUCAAUGGCACCGAUAUCCCCGAUUUCCUCAAGGAGGGAAUUGCCGACGUCCUGGAGAAGCUCGGCGAGAAGGAUGACGAUAUCGCCAUCUAUUCGCCUAACCCCUUCUAUCGGUACCGGAAUUCCACGGCGGCGUAUUCGUCCACCCCAGAGUUGGACGUGGUUGACGGAGGUGAAGACGGACAGAACGUGCCUCUGCACCCGCUGAUCCAACCCACGCGCAAUGUGGAUGUCAUCUUCGCCGUGGACUCGUCGGCUGAUACGAGUAACAGCUGGCCCAAUGGAAGCUCUCUGAUCAAGACCUAUGAGCGUAGCUUGAACACCACGGGUCAGGCCAACGGGACUUCCUUCCCCGCCGUGCCCGACAUCAACACCUUCCUCAAUCUCGGCCUGAACAAGCGCCCGACCUUCUUUGGAUGCAAUUCGUCCAACACCAGCUCCCCGACCCCGUUGGUCGUCUACUUGCCCAAUGCCCCUUACACCGCUAAAUCGAACACCUCGACCUUCCAGCUCUCGUAUAAGAACGAGGAGCGAGAUAAUAUCAUCCUGAACGGCUACAACGUCGUGACCCAGGGCAAUUCCAGUGUGGACGCGAACUGGCCAUCGUGUGUGGGAUGUGCCAUCCUCCAACGGUCCACCGAGAGGACGAAUACUAAGCUCCCCGAUAUCUGCAAUACCUGCUUUAAGAACUACUGCUGGGAUGGCAAGACGAACACCACCAAACCGGCGGACUAUGAGCCGGAGAUGCUGAUGACAACGUCGGGUGCGGCGAAGGACCAGCUGAACCGCACGGCUGCCGUCAUCGCGUUCGCCGUUAUGUUUUUUAUGACAAUUUAAGUACAUGUAACACUCUUUAUACUACUUUGAUUUAUCCCCGUCAUUUUUGCACUGCCAUUUCACUCACUGUCUUCAAUAUUCCCCGACUGCAAUCUGUUUCUUGAUGGCACAUGUCAACCCACAAUGUGGCCUAGAUGCAUGACUUGGCGAAUACUGGCUAAAAAUCUUUAUAUUUUUAUUUAUUUCCUAUUUCUUUCUUUCUUCUUUCUGGAAAUAUCUAUAACGUUGGGAUAUGAGAGCGAGCCUGGA